UCUUUCUAUUGAGCACUAAUUUUUUCAGUGUUUGGCUGUGAAUUGUGGCGAAGAUUUAUAAAAACGUUCAAACAUGGAUCGCAAAGCGGAGCUAGAGCGUAAAAAGGCCAAACUGCAGGCUCUCCGGGAGGAGAAAGAUCGACGGCGGAAGGAAAAGGAGCAGAAAGACCUGGAGGAAGCAACGGGAAAAAUGGGCACCACCGAAACUAACCCAAGAAAGGAUUUGGAUGAAAUGCUCUCGUCACUUGGUGUUGCCCCCGUAUCGGAAGUUCUUUCAUCAUUGUCAUCGGUGAAUUCCGCCACAUCGGACCAUUCUGCAACACUCACUCCCGAUACCAGUCUGCAACCCAGCACGGACGGACAGAAAAAGAAGGCGGUCAACCUGAGCCUGGUGUCCGUGCAAGCUACCAACAUUCCGCCGAAAGAGACGGUUGUUUACACCAAGCAGACACAAACUAACAGUACCGGCGGUCAUGAGCGUGACGUUUUUUCUUGCCAUUCCUCACCUCUAUCAGGAUAUAUGGAGGAUUGGUGGAGACCGCGCAAAGCUCAUGCCACCGAUUACUACGAUGAAUACAAUCUUAAUCCCGGUUUAGAAUGGGAGGAUGAGAUUACAGGUGACGAUGAGGAAAACUCUUUGACUCACAUCGACCACGGGUUCCAUUCGAAGCUGCCCCCCGGCAUUCUGCCGCACGGCUUACCGACGGUGAAGGAAGUGGCCCCGGCAAUAACACCCCAGGAGCAGAAGAAGGACGAUCUGAAGGAAGUGAAGGAACUGUCCGCCGAGCAGAAGCAAAUGAUUAUUCUGUCGGAAGAUUUUCAACGAUUCAUACUGCGCGCAGGCAAAGUUAUGGAGCGCGCACUGUCCGAGAAGGUCGACAUUUACACCGACUACAUUGGAGGCAGUGAUGAAGAUGAUAUGGGCGAUGAAAAAACCCAAGCUCGCCUGUCGCUCAAUCGUUCUUUCUACUGCGAUCGCUGGUCGAAGAACCGAUGCGUUACGUCGUUCGACUGGUCCACAUACUAUCCGGAGUUGAUGGUUGCGUCGUACCACAGCAACGAGGAGUGCCCGAACGAACCAGACGGCGUGGUGAUUGUGUGGAACACAAAGUUCAAGAAACAAACGCCCGAGGAGGUGUUCCACUGUCAGAGCGCCGUCAUAUCGACCUGCUUCGCGAAGUUUCACCCGAAUCUAAUCCUGGGCGGGACCUACUCCGGGCAGAUCGUACUGUGGGACAAUCGGGUACAGAAGCGAACACCGAUCCAACGUACACCACUCAGCGCUAGCGCUCAUACGCAACCCGUUUAUUGUCUCUCGAUGGUUGGUACGCAGAAUGCCCAUAACGUCAUCUCGAUAAGCUCAGACGGCAAGCUUUGCUCGUGGAGUCUUGACAUGCUCUCUCAGCCACAGGAUGUGCUGGAACUGCAACACCGCCAGUCCAAGGCGAUUUCGGUCACGUGCAUGGCCUUCCCGCAUAACGAGGUAAACAACUUCGUACUGGGCAGCGAAGAUGGGUACGUGUACUCGGCCAGUCGCCAUGGCAAUCGGUCCGGCAUUGGGGAAACCUACGAGAAGCACCUCGGCCCGGUGACCGGCAUUUCGGCGCACCACAACCAGUCGUCACCGGAUUUCGGCCAUCUCUUCCUUACCUCUUCCAUUGAUUGGACGAUCAAACUGUGGAGCCUGAAGGACAAUCGACCGUUGUAUUCGUUCGAGGACAAUUCGCAUUAUGUGAUGGAUGUGGCAUGGUCACCGACCCAUCCAGCUCUGUUCGCCGGUGUCGAUGGAGGCGGACGGCUCGACUUGUGGAAUCUUAACCAAGAUACGGAGGUACCGACGGCGUCAGUGACCGUCGAAGGACAACCGGCACUGAACCGGGUUUCCUGGACACCGUCCGGGUUGCAUGUGACGGUGGGUGACGAAGCGGGUCGCAUUUACGUUUACGAUGUGGCCGAUAAUCUGGCGCAUCCACGCAUGGACGAGUGGAACAAGCUAAGCGCCGUAUUGUAUGAUCUGAAGAUCAACCAAACGGACGAGUUUGAUGAGAUGGAUAAAAAGUCGCCGGUCCCACAAAACACGUCGCUCAACUCGCUCACGUCGCUUACUAGCUCGCCGCUCAUAUGAAACCCAGUGCGGCACCUAUGAAAACAGUCACCAGAACUUAAAGUAGCAUGAUGAAAUGGAGAAGGAAGUAUGCUGAUGAAUGGGAUGUUACGAGAGAAAGAUAAUCUAAAGUCUGUACUGGCAUCCCGUAUCUAUUCACUGUUGACUGUUUAUAAUACUCCUUUGUGCCCCUUCGUAAACUAAAGUUACAAUAUGCGGCGCAGCUUACAACAUACUUAUUCAACGUGUUUCGUCUCAACGGUCAAAUAUGUAUUUUACGAAUAACACAACACUGCAGAGAAAUAAAGUAGUGGGUUCUU
Molecule: messenger RNA, 2424 nt
Organism: Anopheles cruzii
Lineage: Eukaryota; Metazoa; Arthropoda; Insecta; Diptera; Culicidae
Product: cytoplasmic dynein 1 intermediate chain-like
Exons: 10
Coding region: 74-2125 (683 amino acids)
Biological process (GO): transport along microtubule
Cellular component (GO): cytoplasmic dynein complex
Molecular function (GO): dynein heavy chain binding; dynein light chain binding
Source: RefSeq, a predicted model, not a curated record